Messenger RNA from Pseudo-nitzschia multistriata, 3348 nucleotides. The record is from the annotation of a GenBank genome assembly. Lineage: Eukaryota; Bacillariophyta; Bacillariophyceae; Bacillariales; Bacillariaceae.
GAACUUGUGUGGUGGCUGAAGUAAGCAUUCUUUUCCAUUCAAAAAUAUUGUGUAGUAGUAUAGUAACAAACUCCAGUCUGUGAAAGGUGGGUGUAGCUUCUUAGUGCAGUGCAAAAUGAGUAUCAGAUUUUGUACCAUUUCUCCACCAGAGGCCAUUAAUAUCUCUAUUCUCAUUUUCAAAAGGAAAAUUUAGUACAAAAGAUUUCAAUAAAUUGUCGUCUUCAUAAUCCUUGAGUGUGCUGUUUGAACUCUUUCAAAUCAGAGUGUGAUUAGGACAGGUACACUGACUCUACUGUCAUCAAUACUAUUGUUGUCCUUGUAGAGAAUAUUAUUUUCUUUCAUUGGUCAGUUUGUGGAAGACUAGUAGUCUGAGAUUCAGUUUGGUCAUCAGAUUCAAUUUGGUCUUUGUAUAAUUGUUCUUUGUCUUCACCCUUCAGCUUUGAUGAAAAGUAGUUCUUAUAGUAGUUCAUAACUCUAUUGGUCUGUGAAACAUCACUAUCAAAGAGAGUAUGAUAACCCUGAAUACUUUUGUGGGCACCUGUUGUGUAAGAAAACAAGUGUUUAUUAACUCUUUUCUUUUGAAAUACUAAGAACCAAUUCUACUACUUCUUUGUUCAACAACUGUUUCAGUACUACAUGCAGUCAAUAACCUUUUAGUAAUUCAUUUGCAAUUGCACAAGGUGGUGGUUUGCCAUCAGAUCUUUUUGGGCCCUUCAUAGAGUUCAAUGAAGUAUUGCAUUCUCUGUAUAGUACUACUACACCCAGAUAGGGAACAUCAUCCUUUCCAUUUACCUGUAUCAAAGUCAUGUACUAAGAUUUUGGUGAAAGAAUAUAUGACCUCAACUCUUCUUCCAACUUAGUUGUAAAUGAUCUGUUUCUUGAUUUGAUACAAACUGGGGUAUAUUACUUUCUAAGCUGUACCUUUGUUACAUUUUCAGAAACCACUUGUGCAUCCCCCCUUUUUGAAUUCCUCCCCUACUAGAAAACAUGGGUUCCGAUCGAACUUAAGACUAUUUCAGCUCAAUUGCCUUACAAAGCGACAAAUGCGGGUUUACGUUCUACCACUCUGACGACGCGCGACUAUGGUACGUACGUACGUACCGGUAUUAUGCUUUAGAGUACAGAACUUGUACGUCCACGUGAAAAGUGAACGCACUUGUGCGUGCUCAUACGACUCGCACGUACGGUGCAGUAAGGAGUGCACGAGUCAAGGUUCUCCACAAAACAUCGUUCCGAUCUACUUGUACCCGCUUCCGCUUCACCAGCACAGUCAGGCGAGAAUGUUGCGUUUUGCGAUCCUCCUCUUCCGCAACACCCCGUGACUGGCGCCAUAGUAUUCUCGGAACCGUCCACAGGAUGGGAAGAGUCCUUCCGGAAGACCGCUCGGGGACCACGUACCAGCGCAACCGCAACCGCAGUUGCUUGAGAGGGAGCAGCAGCAGCAGCAGCAGCAGCAGCAGCAGAAGGCACCCGCAUUCCGUCAGCCGGUGGAGUGUGCCUCAGCACUGGAUCGUAACGGCAUCGAUCCUCCUUUUGGCGAUGGCCGUUGAUAUUGCCGCGAUGGUCACGCCGCCACCGGGAGAUGCCUCGCUGCGAGCCAGUGGCGCCGGAAGCAGAAGCAGCAACAGCGGAAGCCCCAUCGGGCCGGCACUUGUGCCCUCGCAGGCCGCCGGCAGGCCUAGGAAGCAGAACCCCACACACAACGCAGCCACAACCGCAGCCACAACGGCAGGAGCCGCAACCGCGAACCCUGCGAUUGGAUCCACGGCCGGAACCGGCCCGAUACCCUCCCAGGCAGCCAGGGGCAAGAAAUCGAAGUCAAAAUCCAAAUCGAAACCGAAACCGAAACCGAAAUCCAAUCCAAAGCCCACCACACCAAAACAGGACCAACAAGAAGCCGGAACCAAGCUUCCACAACAACAGAAACAACAAACUCAACAGCAAACACCACGCAAAAGCCGCUCAAAGGCCGGAAGGCGGAAACGACCGAGCCGCGGAAAUCUCCCCGACGUUCUGUGGCGGCACAUCCCCCUCGAGCACGUCCGGAGGCACCCGCGGUUCGUUCCGCUGCCGGAGCCCGAGCGCAUACUGCGCCUUGGCUGCAUGGAGGACGUCCGGAACUUCCGGCAGGAGUCCUGGCAAUGGGACGUCCUGCACGAGGGCCGGAUGACCACCUCCCAGGCGGUGGCGGCUCUGGGCUUUCUGGAACCCGAGGCGGGGGAAUUCCUGGGUGUUCCCAGGGGGCUGAGGAGGGGUGGGCAGGGAGCCUACCACCGGUUGAGGAAACCGGUGGCGAUGACGACGCUGGAGGAAAUGAAUCGGAAGCUCUGCGAUGGUGCCGCCAGCGACAACGACGGCGAAGGUUUCGUCGUGGACGAGAGCGACAGCGAUAAUAGCGGAGAUGAACCCGUGUACUGGACCCAGCCCGCCAACUUUCCCUUCGCCGCCAAGUACAUGGUGCAGUUCACGGAGCAUGAUCUCAAGAUCCGGAAACAACUCGCCAGGAAGUUUGCCGCCACGCGGUGGUCGAUACGAAUGGUCUGGGGAAACGUACAGGAGGCGACAUCGCUCCUGACGGCCCUCAACUACUUUUGGAAGUGCGACAAGGGGGUCGUCAUGAAAGAAAUCGGAAUGUGCGGCGCGGGCUUGGAAUUCAACCGGACGGCUUCGGCGAGCGGGCUGCUCCUGGGGGCGACCCCGGACGCCGUUCUGUGCCACUCCGAUGGAAGGGUCGAAGCUGUCGAGGUAAAGAACCACUGCCCCUUUGUGCCCAACUCACCCCGCAACAAGAACGGAAGCGCCUUUCGGUUGUCGCAGCAGAGCCUGACCUACAGCAACAACGAUAACAACGACAAGGGCAGCAAGACGGGGUCCUCCGUCAUGUGCCAAUACAUACCCCAGCUGAUGAUGGAGAUGCUGUGCAUCGGCAGUGACUGCACCUCCGCCGUCAUGGUCCGUCAGACGGCCACGAACGGAUCGCUGAUCCUCAGGGUCCACCGGGACGAAACCUGGAUCGAGGAAAUGACCUACUGGCUCGGCCGCUUCCACAAAGAAUUUGUGCAGAGGGGAAUCCCUCCGCCCGACAACUUUUUCCUCGCCGGGGGAGACCCAUCCGACCGGGAGCGGUACCGGGCCUUUCUGUCCCUCACCAAGGAGAUCGAGCGCAGCAAGAUCGAGCUCCUUGAGCACGUUCCGAACCGCUCGGUACAGAGAGCCAUCGCGCGGCACCCCGUCUCGAACGACUUGUUUCUGGACUAGCGACCGGGAUGGAAGGAUGAAUUCUAUUCACUUUACAGAUAGAUGCUUGCUGUGUAAAAACUUAGACAAAACUAAAUUACAAACUUUCUU